GAUGGAGAAUCUAUACACGAGGGGUUGGUGAGGUUAUGUUUUCCAAUAGCUACUAAUAAAAAUAACCGUAAACGCUAUUUACUGUACGCAUUUUGGAAACAUAUUAACGAAAAUCAAUAUGAAAUUCUUUACUAAAUCGGUGAAAUCUUGUACCGCCCGAGUUGGUACAUUAUCGGAAUUUGAAAGAAUUCCUAAUAGCAGCUUUGAAACUCCUCUUGCUCUUAUUUACACAAGGGGAGGAUGUGUACCACAUUUAACUAAAGAAGUGUUAAACAUGGUCACUACAAAUUCUCUUUUACUAUCUGUUCCACUGUCUAAUUCAGUGUUGAUGACUGAAGCAAUGAAAAAUACUAAUACUAAUUUUGCGAAGUUCGUUGGUAUGGAGGAACAUAUAAACCUUCUUACAAUUCAUGAUCCAGCUCAAUUAACUCCUUCAGGUUUUCGUAAACUUGAUUCCAUCUCUAUGUGGACAAGAAGUGGGAGACAAGUACUAACUUCUAACAAAUACAUGGAUAUAGUUGAAGCAUUUAAACCAGAUCUUUAUGUUGCACUAUGCGAUGGAGAUACUAAUGUAGACAGUAGUAGGAAAAGAGCCUUAAAUUCUGUAAGACUAAAUAAAACAUUGUUUGAACAAUGUUUUUCUAGGCAUUCUGCAUCUGAAAAUUUGAAAUCAGUAGGAAUAUUAGCUGCAAUCGAAGGUGGUUAUGAUAUAGAAGCUAGAACAUCAUCUGUAGAUGAUUUAAAAGAUAAACCAGUAAUGGGAUAUGUGAUAGAUGGAUUGCAUAAUAAUGGGCCAAGUGUACAGAAUAUUUCAUUGGAACAAGUUAAACAAGUAGUGGAACACACUGUUAAUCUUCUACCUGUUGAUAAACCGAAAGUAUCAAUGGGAUGUUGGAAUCCACUCAUGGUACUAGAGUUUGUCGAAUUAGGUGUAGAUGUAUUCGAUACAUCGUAUCCAUAUGUAGCUACCGAGAAUUCGGAGGCAUUCACUUUUUUGUGCGAUCACACGGAUUGUAAUAACGUAGGACACGUGAUAUCACUUGCAGAAAAGAGAUACAAGGACGAAUUUUCUCCGAUAUGCUGUCAAUGCGAAUGUCUUGCGUGUAAAAAUCAUACCAGAGCAUAUUUGCAUCAUUUAUAUAACACCAAAGAAAUGCUUCACACAGUAUUAUUAAUGAUACAUAAUGUACAUCAGUACCUCAAGUUUUUCCAAGAUAUUCGAGAAAAUAUAAGAACAGGAACUCUCGAUCGGUAUAAAAAAACAAUUAGUUUAAAAUUUCUAAAACAUAAUGUCACUCAAAGUCCAGUGAUGUCGGAAACGUAA
Molecule: messenger RNA, 1324 nt
Organism: Hylaeus volcanicus
Lineage: Eukaryota; Metazoa; Arthropoda; Insecta; Hymenoptera; Colletidae
Product: queuine tRNA-ribosyltransferase accessory subunit 2
Exons: 6
Coding region: 119-1324 (401 amino acids)
Molecular function (GO): tRNA-guanosine(34) queuine transglycosylase activity
Source: RefSeq, a predicted model, not a curated record